GGGCUGGGGUGCGCCUGAGCCUUAGAGUGGGCUCCAGGCAGUCUCGGGCUUCACAUAGACUCACUACUCUAUCAUACAGUGGCCAGUGGAAUGCUUGGGGAGUCAUCCGGUGGCCACCUUUCGUUAGCUUGACUCUCUGAGAUGUUGCAAUGUCCCGUGCUGUCUUCCAAAACGUGGAUUUGUGCUGGGUGAUUUUUUUCUACUUAGCUUCAACGCCUGGCUGUAGAUCAGCCGAUGCCGACAGCUGUCAUGAGGUGAAGACAGCAUACAUGAUGCGCCAAAUAGGCCAGGUGGAACUGGUGCCAGACACUCCCCAAACAGAUGAUUCUCUCAGAGUGUGUGUCCACUCUGGUCUGGGGUGCUGUACCAGUAAGAUGGAAGACGGUUACAUGGCCGCCGUUCGCAGCGAGACUCAGCAGAAGAUCCGAUCCUUCAGCUUUGAGCUCAAGUACCUGAUUGCCGGACACAGCAAAGCCUACCGAGACACCUUUGAUUCCCUGGUCUCCUUUACCUCGAAUUUGACCAGCAACCUGUUUGACAGCGCCUACUCCAGCCUGGCGUCGGAGUGUCGGCCGCACGUGCUUCAGCUUUUCAACGCCGUUCGUGGCCAUCUCUCGGGGGAGCCCGAGGCCUCUUUGGAACGAGCGGUGGGGACCUUCUUCAACGAGCUCUUCCCACUGGUCUACGGGCGACUUCUCAACCCUGGAAUGGGCCAGCCGUCGCCUCCCUCUUUUUCCGCUCAGGAAGAGUGCCUGCGGAUGACGCGGCAGGAUGUCAGUCCCUUUGGGCCCCACCCUCCAUUUCUGCUCGCCAGUCUUUCCCGUGCGCUCCGAGCGGGCCGAACUCUGAGUCGAUUGCUCCAAUUGGCGGGGGAGGUGGUGGAUGCCACGGAAAAGGCCCCGUUAUCCCGAGAGUGUGGCCGGGGCUUAGUGAGGAUGCGGUAUUGCUCCCAUUGCAGAGGUCUGACAUUGAUCAGGCCCUGUAGCGGACUCUGUGUUAACGUGAUGAGAGGAUGUCUGGUGGGGAUAUCUGAACUUGCUGCACCCUGGAGAAGGUUGGUCCUGUUGCUCCAAAGAUUAGCCGGGACUUUAGCGACCAGCAGCAACCGCAACAGCAUGGAGCUGGCGCUGUUGGCCGUUCGGAAUCAUGUCGAUGAUGCCAUCCUGCACGCCCAGUUGCAUGGGCCGCGCAUCACUGCCAUUGUGGAGAGGGUGUGCGGGUCACACGCAGCUGGUCCCGUGAUGAUGAGCGGACAUCCCAACACCUCCCACGUCACAAAAGCGACUGGGCGGAUGAUGCAAAGAGCAACAAAGAGGACGCCCCUGACCUCUUUGGGCUUUCCGAGUCUUCAGCUCCAGACUCAGAGGUCGUUCCCUCUCAAAGGAUCCAGAGGUGACAAGAGCCGCAGUCUGAAGAAAUUGUCAAGGGAGUUUGAGGGCUCUAUUCAGCGCUACCAGUCGCUUUUCUCCGAGCUCCCUGAGAUGCUUUGCGAAAGUGAGACGGAGGUUGAGCAGCACGCGUGUUGGAGCGGCCGAGACGUCGUGGAGAGUUAUGCAGGUGGCGUGGUGGCCAGCACUUUGAAAGCACAGAGGGACAACCCGGAAAUGAGCGUCCGCGAUCCUGAUCCUGCCCUACGGGCGGCAAAACACCGACUGGAGCAGUUGACACAGGAACUUUUAGCGGAGCUCGGCUGGGCGCACCAAACCGCAAGAAAAGGGGAGGAAGAGGAGGACGGGGGGAGUGCACAGACAGAAAAGGAAAGGGCCAGUGGAGAUGAUUGCGAUGAUGAAGAUGGCUGUGAAGCAUCUGGUACGGCCCCGUAUGAUUUCCCCAGUGGCCGCAGUCCGGUGAUGGAGGACAGGGCUGGUCUUGCCCCUCCCCAGCGCAUUCCUCCUCAUCUGGACUCUCCCCCGCUGGUGGCCGUUCGAGGAUGGGCCAGCGCGCCCACUGUGGAACGACUGCAUCUGAGCUUGGCCGCCGUCCCGUUGCUGCUGUCGCAAUUGCAGAGCCGUUAAGCUGCGAAAUGACCGAGUCUGCGCUUGCGUGCCUGCGUGGGACUUUGAAAGGACGAGCCUGCGUUUGUUUAAAAGCUGUCGGGCCGCUCAUCUUUACGACAGUGCGAAUCCGUGCGUGCGUGGGACUUUGAAAGGACGAGCCUGCGUUUGUUUAAAAGCUGUCGGGCCGCUCAUCUUUACAACAAUGCGAAUUGUCGUCAUCAUGGUGGAAGAUGAACUAUUGAUUGAGCAUUUGCUCCGACUUGCACUGACCUCUCUGCUCACUUGUACUCAACUCUUCGACAACAGAUGGCAAAGCACUACUUUUUUCAAAAGGUGUAAAUACAAAUCUAUAUAUUUA
Molecule: messenger RNA, 2355 nt
Organism: Syngnathus typhle (broad-nosed pipefish)
Lineage: Eukaryota; Metazoa; Chordata; Actinopteri; Syngnathiformes; Syngnathidae
Product: glypican-5-like
Exons: 11
Coding region: 150-2015 (621 amino acids)
Biological process (GO): regulation of protein localization to membrane; positive regulation of canonical Wnt signaling pathway; cell migration
Cellular component (GO): plasma membrane; cell surface; extracellular region
Source: RefSeq, a predicted model, not a curated record